Molecule: messenger RNA, 4770 nt
Organism: Saimiri boliviensis boliviensis (Bolivian squirrel monkey)
Lineage: Eukaryota; Metazoa; Chordata; Mammalia; Primates; Cebidae
Gene: CREB3L2
Product: cAMP responsive element binding protein 3 like 2
Biological process (GO): regulation of transcription by RNA polymerase II
Molecular function (GO): cAMP response element binding; DNA-binding transcription factor activity, RNA polymerase II-specific
Source: RefSeq, a predicted model, not a curated record
GCUGGGUCCUGGAGCAGCGCCUAGGAGCCCUAGGGAGUCUCAAAGUUUGUGUCUGGAUCGGUAGCGGAAAGUGGGCUCGCGGCGAAGGGAUUUUCCUGGGAUGAGAGCGGAUCUCCUGCCUUCAUUUUGGAUGCACAUCCCGCUUUAGCCCCUGCAGCCUUUGGUCAAGCCCGUGUCCUUGGGGAUUCUCAGCUCUCCGAAGACACCAGACGGGAGCGUUUGGCCAUUCUCCGGCAGAGGAGCAGACGUUUGCCUUCCAAGUGCAAAACUACAGACACGCGCGCUCACACACUCACGCACACGCGGAGAGAGAGAAACCUCGCGGUCCGAGGCAGCUCUGCGCGUCCCCUCCUGGGCUCGGCAUCCCAGGCCAGCGCGGCCCGCACCGCCAUGGAGGUGCUGGAGAGCGGGGAGCAGGGCGUGCUGCAGUGGGACCGCAAGCUGAGCGAGUUGUCAGAGCCCGGGGACGGCGAGGCCCUCAUGUACCACACGCACUUCUCAGAACUUCUGGAUGAGUUUUCCCAGAACGUCUUGGGUCAGCUCCUGAAUGACCCUUUCCUCUCGGAGAAGAGUGUGUCAAUGGAGGUGGAACCUUCCCCGACGUCCCCGGCACCUCUCAUCCAGGCUGAGCACAGCUACUCCCUGUGCGAGGAGGCUCGGGCCCAGUCGCCCUUCACCCACAUUACCACCAGUGACAGCUUCAAUGACGACGAGGUGGAAAGUGAGAAGUGGUACCUGUCUACAGACUUCCCUUCAACAACCAUCAAGACAGAGCCCAUUACAGAUGAACCACCUUCCGGACUCGUUCCAUCUGUCACUCUGACCAUCACAGCCAUCUCUACCCCGUUUGAAAAGGAGGAACCCCCUCUGGAAAUGAAUACUGGGGUUGACUCCUCAUGCCAGACCAUUAUUCCUAAAAUAAAGCUGGAGCCUCACGAAGUGGAUCAGUUUCUAAACUUCUCUCCUAAAGAAGCCCCAGUGGAUCACCUGCAUUUGCCGCCCACUCCCCCAAGCAGUCACGGCAGCGACUCGGAAGGCAGCCUGAGUCCCAACCCAUGCCUGCACCCCUUCAGCCUGCCUCAAACCCACAGCCCCUCCAGAGCCGCACCCCGGGCCCCCUCCGCCCUCUCCAGCUCCCCUCUCCUCACGGCUCCUCAUAAACUGCAGGGAUCAGGCCCUCUGGUCCUGACGGAGGAGGAGAAGAGGACCCUGAUUGCUGAGGGCUAUCCCAUCCCUACCAAAUUGCCCCUGACAAAAUCAGAGGAGAAGGCCCUGAAGAAAAUUCGGAGGAAGAUCAAGAAUAAGAUUUCUGCCCAGGAAAGUAGGAGAAAGAAGAAAGAAUACAUGGACAGCCUGGAGAAAAAAGUGGAGUCUUGUUCAACUGAGAACUUGGAACUUCGGAAGAAGGUAGAGGUUCUAGAGAACACUAACAGGACUCUCCUUCAGCAACUCCAGAAGCUUCAGACUUUGGUGAUGGGCAAGGUUUCUCGAACCUGCAAGUUAGCUGGCACUCAGACUGGCACCUGCCUCAUGGUUGUUGUGCUGUGCUUUGCCGUUGCAUUCGGCAGCUUCUUUCAGGGCUACGGGCCCUAUCCUUCUGCCACCAAGAUGGCUCUGCCUAGCCAGCAUUCCCUGCAAGAGCCCUACACAGCCUCCGUGGUGAGAUCCAGGAACCUGCUGAUCUACGAGGAGCAUUCUCCCCCAGAGGAGCCGUCCAGCCCUGGCUCGGCUGGCGAGCUGGGGGGCUGGGAUAGAGGUUCCUCCCUGCUCAGGGUGUCAGGGCUGGAGUCCAGGCCAGAUGUGGAUCUUCCCCAUUUCAUUAUCUCGAAUGAGACCAGCCUGGAGAAGUCAGUGCUCUUGGAGCUGCAGCAGCACCUGGUCGGCGCCAAACUGGAGGGGAAUGAAACACUAAAAGUUGUAGAACUCGACAGAAGAGUGAAUACCACUUUCUAAAGAGGCUGUCUGCGCCCUCUCCCUUUCCCUUAACUCCCCUUUACAUCCCCAAACCACCUUUGUCAUCAGCUUUUCCUCUUUGCCACCGGAUCUUCAUGAAGACAUGGGCAAGCAUUAGUGGCUUCAGAUGGGAGGCCAGCCUGGGACUUCCCCUGCAGUGAGAGAGCAUCUUCCCCUGGUUCACGCCCCUCCCGUGCAGAAGGGAGCCUGCCUCCCUCCCUUCCUUUCUCCUACUGCAAUAGGAAAUUAUUUUAGGGGUUGGAGGUGGGAAAAACAGGCUUGUUUCCACCAAUAAUGCCAAAAAGAUACUGCCUAAUGUGCACCUGUGAGGUGUGACGUCCCCCCCACCCCUUUGGAGAAGAGACAGCUCUUAUUCAGUUGAGACCCCAGACUCUAGCCACACAAAUGCCAUGAUGCCUGUUGGUAUUUGGCAAAGCACUGACCCGUGUCCUCCCUUGCUCACACUGGGGUCUCUGGUGUGAACACCCCCGACGGCAGCCCUCCACCCCAUUUGUCCCCGGGAGCCCUCAUGGAUUGUCUCCUGCACCAGCACAGGCAGGCGAGGGCUCCCCUUCAUGUUCUCAGGCCGCAAGUGCAAUGCCUGAGGGGAUCAGGCUUUUCCACUCCAGGCAAACCUGCCCCAUCUUGUCGCUUUUAGGACCUCCCACAACCUGGUUCCCCACACAUCCAUAGUUCUGCCUCCCCAGCUUCUCCUCCCCACUUGUAAAUAGUAUUUAUUAGCUCAUCCAGGCUUCCUGCUAGCAACCACACUGAAGAGAUGGAUGCCUCCUUUCCAGCCAGCAGAGUUUUCUGCUAGCCUUUAGAGCUAGGAGGGCACCUUAGGCUCUGGGAUUCCCUAUCUUUCCAGACAAUAUUUGAUUUUCUUUCCUUUUUUUUUUUUUUAAACUGGACUAAUUACCAUUGAAAAAGAAAUUCCCUUGAGCAUGUAUGUGUCUGCCUCUAGGAUGAGGUCAGAGCAAGAGAUGGCACAAAAUGCCUUGCUCAGGCCUGGGGCUCCCUGGCCACAAGCUUUUUCUAUCCUGUUUUCAUGACAGAGAAGGGAACCCCUGUCCCUGACAACAGGCGUUUCAGACAAGCUUGCUGGCUUGUUUUUCCAGACCUGCGUGGCCCCUCCUUCCUCCACACCUCCACUUUGUCCUCCUUGUCCCCUGCCUCAGCAAAGCAGGAUGGGGUAGGUGUCAUUUGUGUAUUCACACUCUUACCUUUUAUAGUCAGGUCUGGCUACUUUGCAGCUCGCCCAAAGAGAUACAACCUAAGCCCCAACCUACUUUUAGUUGUUUUUUUUAUGAUUAAAAGUAACUUUUGUAGUUUAAAAAAAUCUUUCCUUUUUCAUACAAAUAAGAAAUGGAAAUUGCCUUUUUAUUGUGUAACAUAGAAGACAGACCCUCAUGUGUUUUUUUCCUAGCUUGUGAAAGAUUUUGUUUAGGAAAUAUGCAUAGCGUUUGUAUUUUACUUUUAGGAGCAGCUGAAAUGCCUUUGGUUUUGCCUUCUGUCUCUCUCUCUCUCUCUCUCUCUCUCUCUCUCUCUCUCUCUCUCGCCCCACCCCGUCCCUCGCCACAUCAUCUGCAUUGUUACUGGAGCCUGUACUUAGAGGGAUUAAGGCCACACCCCGGCUUCCAGCCCAUAUCAGGUACAGGAUUUGGUGUUAUUAACAUUUGUCAUCAUACCUCAUAAGCGGGUCCCUGCUUUGUCUGUCUAGGCCGGUCUGGGGCUCCCUGUGAGUGAUUCCCCUCUCUUGACUGUGCUGGAGAGGGUUCCAGCCUGGGAAGCGGCCAAGUUCAUCUUCUCACUGAGUGGAAGCUGGAUCGCCCUGUGGUCUGGGUGGUUCUUGUUGUCCCUCACAUUAGCCAGGGCGGAGACUGUCUGGGCUGUGCAGGAGGAGGGCUGCUGGCAGGUUCUGCCUCUGCUGCUCUCUGCUCCACUGUCUGCAGGCCAGAUCCUGUUGGGCCUGGCUGGUGUCUGGUAACUGUGGGCCUGCACUGACCCAUCCCCCUCUUUUAAACUGUCAGGUCUUUAUCAAACACAGGCAGCCUAGAGGGCCCAAAGAAGGCAAAAAGAUAAAAUUGACUCAAGUAGCAUUUGGAAGGAAGGGUUUCAAAUUUAAGGGAAGAAGUGAGAGAGAGAAUGAGCCAGCCCAUGUCCCUGCUGCAGCUGAACCAGAUUGGGUUUUCAAGGUUCCCGGAUACAGUCAGAGUAGAAAACAGAGGAGGGAGAAGAUAAAGGAAACUUCUAGCCCCUGUCCUUAGUGCUUUGAGGAUUUUCUCCUCUCCCUUACCUACCCUUAUUUGACAUCACUCUCUCUAGACCUCCAAACAGCAGGACUCUUUUUCUGGGAAGCUAUCCUUCCAGAGUAGAAUCUGUGUAGAGACAUGGGACAUCAGCUAGAGAGCUCAGAUGGCCCUUUUAAGGGGGUUCCAAGAACCAGCAUCACUGCUCUUUUAGAUGAACCUCUGUCCUCCUCUCCUUGCUUGAGUGAGUUAAAGGAACUAACAGUUGUCCCUUUAGGAGGACAGAAUGGGGUCAAGAGGGCACAGAAGAGUUGUAUAGCCCCAGACUGGUUCCAAAUAAUUAAUGGAUGUACAUUUUCUGUUGAGGGAUUAAGACCAGACUAUCCGUGGAUUCGUUUUCCCUACCAAGUGGCCUCUUAGACUAGUCAUUAACUUACAGUUAGUUCUGAAGAUUUCAAAUAGUGGCAGACACUGGCUCCUGAAUGUACGUUUUGAGAAAUACGAGUCUGUUAGAGGGGCCAUAGCCAUAAAGAGUAAAUCUGUUAAUUAAAUUUUUCAUCAUGUAAAC